UACCCUGUGUGUGGUGCUAUACAUCUUACACCUACGUAAAUUAAAAAAAAGCGUUCUUUAUCGCGUUAACUUUUUAUGGAAAACGAUUAUACUACGUAAAAGCGACAAAUUUUUAUCAAGGACAUGGAAGACGAAUUAGAAGAUAGAGUGCUAUACCAGACAUACAUUUCUUUAAUGAAAAUUUUGUCUCGCUUUACGAGCAAUAUCCCCUUUGAUACUCCUGUGAGCUAUUUAUGGAAAAUGGUGCGUCUUUAUUUACUACGUUCAGAAGUAAUAGUGUUCACCGUAGGUAUUAUUAUAUGCUUCAUGUAUCUUCAAACAAUCGAACUAUGGAGUCGCACGCUGCUGAGCAGGCUUUCUCAAGCCAUGAGCCCUAUGGGCGCCAUGCAGCGUAUGAAGUUCAUGGAGGGCUCGGAAUUGGACAAGCAGAGCUGGGAGCAGAAAGGAACGCUUAGCGCCGUUUACGCAAUCAAAGGUAGAAGACUGCACAUGGAAGACAGGUUCAUCAUCAACGAGAACAUCAACAACACGGGUAUUUCAUUAUUUGCCAUAUUCGAUGGACACGGUGGGGAGUUUGCCGCGAACUAUGCGAAAGAUCACCUUGUACAAAAUCUUCACAACAAAAUUGUGGAGUUAAGUGCCUUUAAAGAAGGUAAACUGACACCAUCUAAAGAGACAGCUAUAGAUGAGGCGAAAUUAGAAGAGAAAAAGAAAGAAGAAAGCGGUGGUACUGUUGAGAAAAAACCAAGUUUUAAAAAAUCUGCAGGCACUGCUGAUGAUACCUCUAAGAAAGAAAUCACUGAUCCACAACUGCUGGCUCAACUGUCUAAAGCCCGACCAAUCACUAGGGAAGUGAGACCAACUGCAGCACCGGUUAAGCCAGUACUGGUGCCAUUGUCAAGUUAUAUGGAUAAGGGCAAAAUAAACUAUGGUAAGCUGCUAACUGAUGAGGUGCUAGCUGCUGACAGAUUGUUGGUGGAGGCUGCCAAAAGAUCCAUGAAUGUAGCUGGUACAACUGCACUGAUUGCUGUGAUGGAAGGAAGAAACCUUAUUGUUGCUAAUGUUGGAGACUCUAGGGGAGUUAUGUGUGACUCCCGUGGUAAUGCAAUCCCCGUAUCUUUUGACCACAAACCUCAACAGGUGCGAGAACAAAAACGGAUUGAAGCUGCUGGUGGUUACAUAGCAUUCAAUGGAGUGUGGCGUGUAGCUGGCAUCUUGGCCACUUCACGUGCAAUGGGAGACUAUCCCCUCAAAGAUAAGAAGUUUGUCAUUGCCGACCCAGACAUUCUCACCUUCAACCUUGAUGAUCAUAAGCCCAUGUUCCUGGUACUUGCAUCUGAUGGCCUAUGGGAUACUUUCACUAAUGAGGAAGCUGUAAAAUUCAUUAAAGAACGACUUGAUGAACCAGACUAUGGAGCCAAAAGCUUGACUCUCCAAGCUUACUACAGGGGGUCAGUAGACAACAUAACGGUUUUAGUUAUAAAUUUUCUAAACAACAUAAUGUCCUCCGCAUCCCAUGGGCAGUAAAUAAAGACUUUUUGAGAAUUUUGAAGACUUAUCGGUUUAAAUUUUACAGAGCACUUUAUGUGCAUUAUCAGUCUCAAAAUUUUAUUAUGUGAAAAUACAUAAAGGUUUCUACUGUCUCAGUUUUUGAAUGAGCCAGUAGAAAGCAUUGUGAUAAUAUGGCUGGCAAUACGCAUCAGAUAAGAACUUGUCAUUUUUGUUAUGACUAUUUUUAUAAAGCCCACAUAUAAGGCCAUGAACCAUAACAUCCUGGUAAAUGCAUUUGUCAAUCAUUCAAAAAUUAAUCUCAUUACAAUUAAAAUCCAAAUCAUUUCUCUGUUGUAGCAUAAUAAAAUAAUAUAAAAUAUCUGGUCAUUUUCUAUGAAUAUUGUCUUAGUAGAUCACAUUUGUAUCAAGUAUUGAUGUGAGAAUAAUAAUAAAAAUAUUAUAAACCUAUGUACAUAGAUUUGUCCAGUAGUCUAUGCAUAGUUAGAUAAAAGAGUCAUUUAUAUUUUUAAAUGUUAUUCUUAUAUGCAUGUAUGAAUAGUCUUCUAUUUUUGAAAUUGAAAUUUUUGAAUUUAUGAAUGGUUGUGAUUGCGGACACAGAAAAUCACACAGAGCAAAAAAUUAAUUAAUUUUUGUUCCAUUAUCCACUCAUUUCCACUGUUGUACUAAAGUGUUGUUUUCUUUAAUUAUAUACAAUGCUAUUACAGUUUGUUAGUGGAAUAUUAAUUUCUUAUUGAAGCCAAAAGUAGGUAUUUGUAAUAGAUUGCCAUAAAUGUUAAUUGUGAUAUUGCUAGAUGUUAUAAAAUGUCCUGAACGCUUUUCUUUAAAGUGGUUUUUGAUAUAAAGUAAAUGGAUGUGUUUUGUCCAGUCUCUAGAAGGGUUUCUAAAUGUAAGAAUUACUAAAUUGGGGUGUUCAUCUUUAUGAUAUAAUAAUAUGUAUUUGUGAAUUACCAAUAUUUAAUGCAUCUUACGUCUUAUGCUUGCGUAUUAAAUAUACAUUGUCUAUAAGACAUAUUCAUAAUAGCAUUAGAUUAGAAUCUAUGUGGUGUAAAGGAACAACCCAGCCAGCGCAUAUUUUACCGCAUACACAUUUGUGCUGCUUACGAAAUUGUUCAUCAUUCAUCUUGGUGCUAGUCAUGCUUUUAUUUUCUGCUAUUUAGUUGUAUUGCAGGUACCUUAGCACAAUGUUGACAUAAUUUGUUUUGGUUACAAUCACGCUGAGAGAAUUACAUGCAACAUAACAUAACCGUGUUUACUAACACAGUAAAUAUUAAUAAUACUAGUGAAGAGAUACUGUAAUAGUUUUUGGUCUCAUCAAUUAUUAUGUAGGCCUAGGUCAACUCAAGAUUGUAUAAUUCUAUCAAAAUGGGGCCAACUUGACCUAGUACAGUGAGGUCUAUUUGCAAAAUUGCCAUUUCACUACUGUGGUUAAAUUUUGAGUAAUAUGUGUGUGCCAAAUGGAAAAUUAUCUUUUUUAAAAUAGCCCGGUUCUUGCCCAUAUUUACUAUGAAAUUAUCGAAAAGGAGAUUUAUUACUAUCUACUUAUUGUAACUAUCUUUUAAAGAAGUACAGUAUAAUCUUAAAACUUUAUCUCAUCUAAUUGUUUGCUGUUUAAACUACCAAAGCAUAUUAUAAUACGUAAAUAAAUGGUAAUGUGGAAAAAUGUUCUUGUUUCUUUUUAUUUUAUUACUUUGUGUUUCAAUGUGGAGAGA
Messenger RNA from Hyposmocoma kahamanoa, 3221 nucleotides. RefSeq names its product protein phosphatase 1L. Gene Ontology annotation, molecular function: cation binding; protein serine/threonine phosphatase activity. Gene Ontology annotation, biological process: negative regulation of canonical NF-kappaB signal transduction; protein dephosphorylation; positive regulation of canonical Wnt signaling pathway. Bases 124 to 1527 code for a protein of 467 amino acids. Lineage: Eukaryota; Metazoa; Arthropoda; Insecta; Lepidoptera; Cosmopterigidae. The transcript has 2 exons. The record is from RefSeq and is a predicted model, not a curated record. Gene Ontology annotation, cellular component: cytosol; nucleus.